Molecule: messenger RNA, 1467 nt
Organism: Scylla paramamosain (green mud crab)
Lineage: Eukaryota; Metazoa; Arthropoda; Malacostraca; Decapoda; Portunidae
Product: glutamate receptor ionotropic, kainate 4-like
Exons: 9
Coding region: 1-1422 (473 amino acids)
Cellular component (GO): plasma membrane
Molecular function (GO): signaling receptor activity; ligand-gated monoatomic ion channel activity
Source: RefSeq, a predicted model, not a curated record
AUGCUUGUGAACACUGUCACAGCCAAACACUGUUCAACUUCCAGGGCUGCUGGGUGGGUGGUGCUGCCAUACCAACGACCUGGCGUCGCUCCGCUGCGGGUUGCCUCCUGGACGGCUGGGGGCAACCUUUCAUUGCAUCGGCCACUCUUCUGGAACAAAUUUAACAAACUGUCUGGAGAGGCAGAGUUGGUGGUGGCGAUGGAACGGAACCACAGGCAUAAAAUGGAAGAACAAUCAGACCCGACGGCUCCUGACGGCGUGAGGGUGCAAUUCAAGGGAUUCAUGGUCACCGUCCUCGAUUAUUUGGCGCAAGGACUCAACUUCUCGUACGCGUUCCGGAGGCCACCAGACGGAUCGUGGGGCGUGAAGGAGCGUGACGGUACCUUCACUGGCAUGGUGGGCCAGGUGUACAGACAGGAAGUUGAUUUCGGUUUGGGACCCUUCGCCAUAAACGCUCCCCGAUUAGAGGCCACUGACUUCACUUGGCCGGUUACCCUCAUGUCUGUCAAAGUGCUCGCCGGUCGAGGGAGUGUCGAGGUGGACCCAUGGGGCUUUGUGCUGCCCUUUGGUCCGUGGGUGUGGGCUGCAGUGCUUGCUUUUCUCUUGCUGCUGUCUGUCGGUUCUUCCCUCCUUUCCUUCAAGUUCUCAGAGAAAGAUUUAAGAGAGGAAAGCUUUGCUUUCGUUAACAUUAUGCUCCGACAGUCCGUGUGGGUGGGUGAGGGCGGGUGGUGGUGGCAGCGCGUGGUGCUGGGCGUGUGGAUGCUGAUGACCAUGGUGCUGACGCGGAGCUACGAGGGCAACCUUAUGUCGCUGCUGGCCGUGAGACACCUGCCCCAGCCCUACCAGACCCUCAGGGACGUGGUGGACGACCCCUCGGUGGUCAUGGUCUGGGAAAAGCAAGGAGCGCCUAUGCAGGCGGUUAUAGAUGCCACUUCCGGUAUAUUCCACGAGGUGAAGAGGAGUGAGGAGCAAGGGCGCCUCAAGCCUCUACCAUUAUAUGCGUAUUCCUCCAUCUUGGAUGAUAUUAUAUACCAAUGGAAAGUGAUUAUCGACUAUGAAGUAGUACUGACGGUCACCAGAAGCAAUUACUUCUCUCGCACAGGUCGAUGUGACUUGUACCUUGCGCAGGAGAGAAUUUUUGCUCAUCCCCUCGCCUUGAUCGGCCAGAAGGACAGCCCUCUCGUCCUAGCCGUCAGUGCUCGGAUAAUCUCCAUGACCGAGGCUGGACUGUACGUACACUGGAACUCUGCAACUAUUCCCAACUCCAGCGCCUGUGCCCAAGUGCCGACCAAGAUCACCAUCAGCUCGUCUCUCUCCCUCAGGCAGUGCUGGGCCAUGCUUGUGCUACUGUUAGGAGGACUGGCGGUCGGCCUCGCCACCUUCUUCUUGGAAGUAAUGAUGGUUGGAACCUUGGGUCGCUGAGCUCAACGGUAAUGGACCCCGGCAUGUUGUUACGUCCGCGCGCGC